Molecule: messenger RNA, 1070 nt
Organism: Mauremys reevesii (Reeves's turtle)
Lineage: Eukaryota; Metazoa; Chordata; Testudines; Geoemydidae
Product: killer cell lectin-like receptor subfamily F member 1
Exons: 4
Coding region: 199-750 (183 amino acids)
Source: RefSeq, a predicted model, not a curated record
ACGGUGGCCGGUGACGUGCUCUGUGUAAAUGUCUCUGGACCACCGAAUAGCGUCCGAGACCAUGUAGUGAAUGAGUUUGUCUCUCUGCCCCUGGCCUAGCUGCGAUGGAACCUUGAUUUUACACCCUCUACAGGCUGGUUUUUAAUCCCUAAAUAGUUGCCUUAGAAGUGACUGUGAUGAUGUUUUGAAGUUUCCCAGAUGCACAUCUUGUGUGAAGGACAGACCAGAGGAGCUACAAACGCAUCAGAGAAUGAUGGUGCCAGAAUCGUCAGUAGCACUGAAUGCAGCUCCUCCCUGGAGGAUUUCCGGUCUCGCUUGAAAUCAAUUCUGUGUGAUCCCCACAAUGGCAGCUUGGCAGAGGGCUCCGGGUGCAAACUCUGCCCCAGGGACUGGCUGCUGCGUGGGGACAAGUGCUACUGGCUGUCUAAAGAGAGUAAAGACUGGACUGGGAGCCGUGACGACUGCUCGGGGAAGAGCUCUCGCAUGCUCGUGAUCCAGAACAGGGAGGAGAUGGAUUUCAUACAGGAUGUUACACAAGGUUCAAGCUACGUCUGGAUUGGACUUACGGUGACACCCGCAGGGGGGAAAUGGACCUGGGUGGACGGUUCCCCGUUAGAUCCAAUGCUCUCCCAAGUCUCAGGCUCUGCUGAAGGGAACAGCUGUGGCUGGAUAAGAGGCAGCCGGAUUCAGUCUGAGACAUGUGGUGCUGAGUUCAAAUGGAUCUGCCAGAAAGAAGCUGCCGUGAUAUAAACAGUUGGGUCUGAGGAUCCACUUUUGUGUCUCUGUAAUGCGCAGCAUCCUGGGUUUAGUCUCACGGGGCAGGAUUGUGGUUUUAGGCAGAGCUCUAAGCCGGGGGCAGAGCAGAGCCCCGGGAGGUGCUGGGACUCAGGUGCCCCUCGCAGUCACAGUCCCUCCCCUCGGUCUUUCUCACUGGGCUGGGGCUCUGGGGUGUAAUUUAUAACUGCCCCAAACCUGCAGGAAGUUACUCCCUGAGCUGCUUCCCGGGGUACCCAGGGCUCGCCACCACCUGCCCUUUGCCUGAAGGAGCCUUGUCUGUGCCUGCCAGGGGA